Messenger RNA from Cygnus atratus (black swan), 7047 nucleotides. It is a transcript of the gene BCL2, whose product is annotated as BCL2 apoptosis regulator. The record is from RefSeq and is a predicted model, not a curated record. Gene Ontology annotation, biological process: extrinsic apoptotic signaling pathway in absence of ligand; negative regulation of intrinsic apoptotic signaling pathway; intrinsic apoptotic signaling pathway in response to DNA damage. Bases 1683 to 2402 code for a protein of 239 amino acids. Lineage: Eukaryota; Metazoa; Chordata; Aves; Anseriformes; Anatidae. Gene Ontology annotation, cellular component: mitochondrial outer membrane. The transcript is spliced from 2 exons. Gene Ontology annotation, molecular function: protein homodimerization activity; protein heterodimerization activity.
CCGCGAUGGAGGGCGGGCCCGGGCGGCGCGGGGCUGCUCGCCCUCUCCCCCUUUCCUUUUUUUUUUUUUUUUCUUUUCACCCUUUUUUCCUUUUCCUAUAUUUUUUUCUUCAGCCGCCCUCCCACCUUUCCCCCUUUUCUUGAAUGAACCGUGAGGCGGAGCUCUAGCAACCCACCGCGGCCGGAGCCUCCCCCCCACGGGGCUCCGCUCCUCCCCGCCUCUCCCCGCCCCCGCUGCGCUCCGCUCCCCCUUCACCCCCCUCCUUUACCCCCCCCCCCCCCCCCCCCCCAGCCUCCCGGAGCCUCCCGGAGCCGCCGCCGGCAGCAGCAGCAGCGCGGAGCGCCCGGAGGAGCCGCCCGGAGCCUUGCGCGGAGCUUGCGCCGAGGUUGCGCCGAGGUUGCGCGGAGGCUGCGCGGGCGGGCGGGCGGCCGGGCAGCGGUGCCCAGCGGUGCCCAUCGGCGGCGGUCGCGGCCCGUCCGCGCCCCUCGUCGCCUUCUCCUUCCUCCUCGGGUACAAAAGCUGCUGGGGAAAUGGCAUUAUUUCUGCCCGGGGCCACGCUCGCGAGCCGCUCGCCUCUUUUUUUAAAAAAGCAAAACCGCCCUACGCUCCUCCUGGUGAAAAAGAAUUGAUUUCUUUUUUUUUUUUUUUUUAAAAAAAAAAACAUAUUUUCUCUUAUUUUUUAUUUUUUUAUGUGUGCGUGUGUGUGUGUGGAAGCGCUGGGCUCCUGCGAUCGGUGUCUGAAUGAAACUACGUAAAUGCAUAUGCCCGUACGUUGCACUGGAGGGAAAAACGGAGCACUUCUGCGAGAGCCUGCCUUCAAAUGUGCUUCAGCUGGUCUCCAGGAUUUUCCGUCUCUCCGGGGCUGUUCGCCUCCCUGGGCUCCGAGGCGGGAUUUUCUGAGCUUUGACAGAUCUCCGGAGAUGCCUGUUUAAACGGGAGUCUGGGAAAAAACAUUGGAAAUCGUAGCGAUCCUGUUUUUUUUUGCCCCUUUCCCAUCCCCUCGGUGACUUGAAGCAUCAAAGCGGCCGGAGCUUAACGUUUCUGAAGACUUGGCGAUGUUUGGGUUUUGUCGUUGCUAUUUUUUUUUUUAGAGGAAACUUGACAGAGGAACAUAUUUAUAGUCCCAAGUAAGUACUUUACAGAGGAAAUUUAGUUUGUGUAACUUAAAAGAGCGGUGUCGAGGUUUCUAGCUUAAAGGGCAUUGGAUUAACGUUCAUCCAAGGCUGCUUAGCAGAUCGCGUUGAAUUGCAGCUUUGACGGUGUGCGUUCGCCCGCUCCUCCGUGUCCCCGGUAGCUCGGCACCUAGGGGAAAAUGCACCUGAUUUUGAAUAAGUAUAAUAUUUUUUAAAAUGUGUCUCAGCACCAAGGAGGAAGUGUUUUCUAAAGUAGGUUUAUAAUAAGUAAUAAAUGUGCGUCUGGAAGUAAAGUAUUUACAGCGUUUUUUAACCCGUAUUUAUACCGUGCAUCUCAAAGCGAGGAGGCAACACUGAGAAGACAAACGUACCUCCGAGACCCUGGGAACUCCCCCACGUCACCAUGAAUGAAACCGUGCCCGAUACCGUAACUGGAUUAUAAUUUUUGGUGUUAUUAAAUUUAUUAUUAUUGGCUGCUUUACUUUUUUGGGUUCAUCCUGCUCCUCUUCUUCCUCUCUCCCUUCCUCUUGCUGCUCCCUCUCGGAAAUCAUGGCUCAUCCCGGGAGAAGAGGCUACGAUAACCGGGAGAUAGUGCUGAAGUACAUCCACUAUAAACUCUCGCAGAGGGGAUACGACUGGGCUGCCGGCGAGGACAGGGCGCCCGCGCCUACGGCUCUCGCUCCUGCUGCUGCUGCGGUUGCUGCUGCUGGGACUCCUUCCCGCCACCGCCCUGCCGGGCUGCUGUCCCCGCACCCCGAGCCCCCCGGCUCGGCUGCUGCUAGCGAGGCGCCCCCGGGCGAGGGGCUGCGCCCCGCGCCCCCCGUGGUCCACCUUGCCCUGCGCCAGGCCGGGGACGAGUUCUCCCGCCGCUACCAGCGGGACUUCGCCCAGAUGUCCGGCCAGCUGCACCUGACGCCUUUCACGGCCAGAGGCCGCUUCGUGGCCGUGGUGGAGGAGCUCUUCCGAGACGGGGUGAACUGGGGCCGGAUCGUGGCCUUCUUCGAGUUCGGCGGCGUGAUGUGUGUCGAGAGCGUCAACCGGGAGAUGUCUCCCCUGGUGGACAGCAUCGCCGCCUGGAUGACCGAGUACCUGAACCGGCACCUGCACAACUGGAUCCAGGACAACGGAGGCUGGGAUGCCUUUGUGGAGUUGUAUGGCAACAGUAUGAGGCCUUUGUUCGAUUUCUCCUGGAUCUCUCUGAAGACUAUCCUGAGUUUGGUUCUGGUGGGAGCUUGCAUCACUCUUGGCGCUUAUCUCGGACAUAAGUAGAGUCACCCAGUUUAUCGUGGAUUACAAAAGUCUUUCAAAACAGCAAAAUAAUAUUUUUUUUCUGUAGCACAAUGGUAUUUUAUGAGCAAAACAACUUCCUGGCUAAAGAUUAAAUCAGCUAUUACUGCCAAAGGAAAUAUCAUUUAUUUUUACAUUGCAGGAAAAUUAUUUAUUAAAAGAUAUUUACAUUUUAACCUGCUAUUCUCAGAAACUCUGCAAGUUGUAUCUGUCAUCACAUCAUGUUGUUAUUCUUACCUUUAAUGAGCCCCAUUGUCUUUUAGGUUCUUUUUUUUUUUAAUUAAUGCAGCUGGCUGGAUUAUUUUAUCUCUGAAGAGCAAAUAUACUGACAAAGACCUACCUGCUUACACUUAGGAAGGCAGUUACUUGAGCUGCUAAAGGCUGCGUAAUUGUGUUGAUUUUCCUAGCAUUUUUUUGGAUGGCUGGGAGGGAUCUGAAAGAAAAGGUCAGUGUGAACGAAGUUCUAACCCUGUCCUGCCAGCAAGAACUGACGGAGUAAACAGUUCAACAUGGUACAUACGUGCAGUCAAAAUGGCAACUUCUUGAAGGACACUUGGCUAUCCCUACAGUUUGAAAUAUGAUUGCCUAUGCCUUGUAAACAUGCGUUUUCAAGUUACCAGUCGUGCCAUCACAUCAUAGUCAUACUAGUAUCAUCCAAUACCCUAAUGUGUGUCAACUGAAAUAAUUUUUAAUAGAAGUGUGAAGUUAAAUCUUUGGGGCUUGCAGGAAAUUACUGUUCCAAUGAUUUUCUCAGCAGUAAAACAUUUUCAUGGCUAUUGACACAGAAACAUCAGGAGACCUUAAGUGCCUGCUUCGACAGAGCAGAGCUGGAGUCUGAAGACCUGACCUGUGUCCCACUUCAGUGGGCUCGUAUCUGCAACUAAUCCUGUUUACUUACGGAGCUCCUCCAGGGGUUUGAAACCAAUUAAAUGUGGUUCUCUAAGUCCCUGAAAGUUGAAAAAGAUUUUAAUUUUAUUCGGCAAGAAACAGACCUCAGCUGAGUUACAAAUUAGCUCUGACUAUCCUUGUUUAUCAAACUGGACACCAAAAUCAAGCUCAUUUUCAUAACAAAAAAAAAAAGAACGUGAGCUUUAUCCUCCUGCCCCUCACCCCCAAAAUUAUUUCAUGGUAAUAAAUUCCUAAGACUGUCUACAGAAGAAAGGAUGACGAAGAAACUCCAACUCCUCUAUCUGGACAGAGACUCUCUGACACCUCGGUCGCACAGGUGCCUACUGUCAUUUCAAGCGAAAACAGGGUGGGGGAAAAGGGGAGGGUGAAGUCAUCUGCCCCUAUUUUAAAUGCAACUCAAGUACAAUUAAUGCAGACUACUUGAUAUACAGUUUUAUAAACAGACCUGUGUUCUGAGACCAGACGUGUCGAUAUAUGUCAGAGCGGGGCUUUUCCAUGUGCUCGGAGGGGUCCAGAAUUGCUGAGGAAGCAGAAGAAUCCGAGUGUGUCGCACGGACUGCUCUGAGUAAUGGAAAUCUCCGUCUCCAAUCAAGCGCUCCUAUUUUUUCUAUGAAACUUUUGAAGUCUGGGAUUUGUGGGUAAAUGGACAUCCAGAGAGAGAAAGAAAAGGUUGCAAAGCUCUGAAUAAAACGUACCGUACAAUACAGAAGUGCUAUAAGGCUGAAAAAAUGCAGUGAAUAAACUGUAGAUUCAACCUCAAGAUUUCAGUUGGAUAACUUUGUGGCAUUAUAUGCAAAAUAGCUCCAUUAACUUGGGAAUGUAAUAUGUUCAAUGUUAAGGCUGUAGUCGAUGUUGUGUCUUCAAAGCUGCUUUUUUGUUUGUUUGUUUGUUUUUAAGAGUUGUACAUCUCAGCAUUUUUACUGCUACUUAGUCAUGGCACCUACACUUCGUAUGAGCAAAGACAGAAUGAGCUUACUUUUCAAAUUUGAAAUUACUUUUAAUUUUAUAGAAGCAUAUAAAGGAAAUGUUUCUAAGAACACAAAAAUGUGAUCUAAACUAGGCUUGAUUUUAAAAAAACAGCAUCAAAACAGAAACACCUGCAAUGUUUUUAGAGUGCUUCUGUCAGAAGUGAGCGUAUACAUGCAGGAUUCAUAUGAAAAACAUUCUAAAUGAGAGCAACCAAGUAUUGCGGAUUGAGUGUGGGCUUUGUAUUUUUUCAGCUACAAAGCUGAAUUUGUUUGAAGCCAAUUUCCAAACUGGAAUUGGCUGGUAUCGAGCUAAUGUUUCAUUUCACAAUCUAGUCUUCGUUUCAAUUUGUGCCCAUACGCCCAUUAAAGUUCAUGAACUAUUAGACCUCAAAUUGUUUCAAUAUUGUUUAUUUUAUUAAAGGUUUACAUUGUCAAAAGUAAUAAAAGAGUAACUAUCAAUUCCAGUGCUGCUAUACUACAAGGAUAAUUUGAAUGGCUUUUAUUUUUAAUACCUUCCAAUGGCAAAAGUUUUUUAAAGCUGCUUUAGAAAUAAUAUGAAGAAGACACAUGAUACACAUUUAAAUGAAUAUUGAGGAUUUUGUGUUCUGUUGUGUCUACUCACUGGACUUUCCAGUGUACUAGUUAAUACCAGGCAAAAAGAAGAGUUGUGAUGACUGUUGAUGAUUUUAUUUUAUUAAAGAGCUAAUGGAAUUUUCCCAUCCUGACUGCAGAAUAGUACAGUAUUGUGGCUGCAUUAGCUAUAACGGUAGUUGGUAAUACAUUUAUUAAGAAUCAUAGUAGAAACAUUGAAUGUAUAUAAAAGCUUGAACUUCUUUAAUAAAAUCCUCUCCUCUCACUUACGCAUUUCUUUUGCAAUAAUUCCUGUCUUUCCUAUUCUUCAUUACACUGUCACAUAGAAUUUUGUUCCACAAAAUGCCUUACAGACUUUCAUGCUCCAAGACUACACUUCAGUGAAAAUCCAUCCUCUGUCACUACGCAAACACACAUAGCUGGUCACUCCCUGUGUACCCGAGUUGUCAAAGCAAAAGUUAAAAAAGGAGGGACACUUCUGAAGUUGGUUAGGCGUGGAAGAUCAGAGGACAACAUAGGAAGAGUUCAAGAAGUAGAGGGAAUCAGAAAGCUCACUGAAAUAUCUCCCUGGUUAAAGAUGACUGUUAAAUGGAAUUUGUUCAUCUUUCAUUCUUUCCCUUGAAAAAGGAUGAUACAAAGGCAGACUAACCGAUUACAGAGACCCCAUGAUUAUUCUUCACAGUAAAACUUAAUUCUGAAGGCAUUCUUUUGCAAAACAGAAAAUCCUUAGGAAUUUGAGAGAAAUACUUGAUUUGGCUGUAUUUAAUUUAUUUGUCAUUAAUUCCUUUUCACUCCAUUUAUUAAGAAAAUAAUGAAGGAAAAUAUUUAGCUUCUGAAAUAAAAUAUCUCUACAAUCACCUAAGAUCUGUUACAGAUCAGUAACUUAGGAACAAAUGGAAAAACAAGAAAAAAAAUCUGCAAGCAUUCUGAAAUCAGAGCUGACACAAAGGAAAUUUCUCAAUAGAACAAGCACUGGAUCCAACAAAGGAGGAGUGAGGCUGUGGAGGUAACAGAAUAUACAGAUAAGGAAGGGGGCUGGAAGAUAUGGAGAAUGACACUGGUAUGUAAGAAAAUCUCAAGUUUCAGAUGAUGCAGGAGUGCACCCAAGGUGGUCUGAAAAAUAGCUUUUAACUAAAACUGGAUACAAAGUCAUGCACUACAACAUGACUAUAAUUACUAAAAUUUUUCAAUCGCAAUUUUUUUUAAAAAGUAUUAUAAAAUUAUCCAAUCAUUACAAACCUUCAUUGGUUUGCUGUUAUGAUUUGAGACUACGCAGUCUGAGUAGGGUUGCACUAAUAAAGAACAAUUAUGAAAAAAAAAAAGUUUCUUUGAAAGCAGAUGUGCAAAGGAAACAUUGAUGUGGUACAGUUCAAAGAAUACAGACCCAGGACACCCCAGCCUUGCAUGCACACAGUCUCCCUAGCUCAGUCAGUGGGAUUCAGAUAUAUAUAAGGUCUGCAUGCUUUGACCCUGAAGCAUGACACUGUGCUUAGCUGUGCACCUGCAUUCAACUUCACAAACCUAGAGGUCCUAUUAAUUAAAAGUGUAGUGAAGUAGCAUGUUUAAAGCCUGUCUUUUCUUCCUCUGUCUUUAAACAAGCUAGCAAAAUGAUUCAUUUGUAUUAUGAGUUAAUGGCUCAGUACUAAACGAAAAAUUAAACAUCUUUUGAUUUAUAAGCAUAAAAAUUCUUUCUCAUUGCAAAAGCCCAGCUUUGUUUUUCAUUCCUCUCUCUCUUUCAAACCAGGCUACACAAAAAGAAGACAAAAGAGCCAAUUUAAUCUGUAUUUGUUUUAAAUCACACUCGUAUACUAAGUUAAUGCAGCUUCAUCACAUGAUGAAAUCUUUCUCACCAAGUUAUACAGCAUUAAAAAUUCCACACAGAACUAUAUAUUUUUAUAAUUUAAGUAGCAUAUUUUUUUUCUUUUUCUUCUGAAUAUUUGAAUUUUAAUUAUCACCAGCAUAAAUGUACAUAAGCAGAUAUCGUUUACCCAGUACCUUUGGAUGAUGUAUGUAUGGUAAUGUAGUUUGUCAGUUUAUCAUCAUUUAAUAUGAUUAUGUUGUUCUUUGUCUUUAAAAUGUUAUAACAACAUGCUGCCAUUAAACUUUCCAUGUCUGUCUAGUUAAUAUUGUGAAAAAAUAAUAAAGCACACUGUGAGUUA